Zerene cesonia (dogface butterfly) is the source of this 6225-nucleotide messenger RNA. Its product is annotated as putative leucine-rich repeat-containing protein DDB_G0290503. Lineage: Eukaryota; Metazoa; Arthropoda; Insecta; Lepidoptera; Pieridae. The coding region runs from base 408 to 5849 and encodes 1813 amino acids. Gene Ontology annotation, molecular function: protein binding. The record is from RefSeq and is a predicted model, not a curated record. The transcript has 20 exons.
GUUUGAUUAGGUCACUCUUUUGUGUGAGUGUUGUGCGUGGUUGUUUUGUUUACGUUAUUUUGCUCAUUCAUAUCACACGUUUCCUUUAUAAUUAUUUACUCCGCCGUUUUUUGAACUGUUGUGUUAAAUAGCAAGUUAAUAGCAGUAUUACAAUUUAAUAAAUAAGAAACAUAAAAACAAAACAUUAGUAUUCAGAGGAACGUUAUGGUUCGAUUGUCUAGUGAAUUUUCGUUUUAUUGUGUUUUUUUAACAAGUGAUUAAAGCAUAGUGUACUAUAUUUACUUUGAGAUACCCCAAAGAGGUAACUGAGCGAUGAUCCUGUGCGCCGCGAUUGGUGGACGCGCUGACGUCAUGACGUAGCGCGGCUGCGAGUGGUGGAGAGCCGCGUGCCGCGCGCUGAUUGGUCAAUGAUGUCAGGAUUGCAGACGCGGGGGGAUGACCCGAUCAACGGAGUCGACGUACGGGAGCAAGGAAGUGCUUUGAGGGUGGCGACGAACACCCCCCAUCUGGUGAGCCUCGGCACCGGCAGGCUGAGUACGGCUGUGACCUUGCAUCCGAUCAAGCAAGGUCGAGUAACUAUCGGUUCUGAUCCCACCUGCGAUAUAUACGUAGUGGGGACCGGUGUUGCCAGCGUCCACUGCCGGGUGGAAAACUCCCACGGUGUGGUCACACUGUACCCAGUCAGCGGGAGCACGCUCCUCGAUGGGUUGCCAGUUGACAAGCCAACACGCCUGUCGCAGGGUAGUAUGCUAACAAUAGGCAGAUCGAACUAUCUCCGUUUCAACCAUCCCGAGGAAGCGAAACUCAUGAAGUCGGUACUCCCUUCUGGCCAUGUGUCUAUGGCCCCCGUACAGUUCACGCCGAAUGAGCAAUGUUUGCCACCGGGAUACGUCAACCACGCAGACCCCAACCAAUGUUACCAAAACACCAGCAUUAGUAAGAUAUACAAGGAUAAUUCCCUCUCCCAGCUAGACCAAGAGUUAGAUGUGACCCUAAAGGAAAUGUCCAGAAAACCACCAACUGUACCUAGGAAGCCUUAUAAGGAUCUAGACGCGUCAGAAUCGAAUUCAGACCAGGAAUCAAAACCGAAGAUAGGCAGUAUUAUGGCGAAGGUGUCCAAGUUUGAGUAUUAUGCUAAGCAACAGAAAAUCGGCAGAAGUCAAUUCUACACGAGCAACGAAAACGAAAUAUCUCCGAAGGUGUUCAGUUCAAAUUCGCUGACAGUCAACACGCCCGCUAGAGACGUCCUCGGCGGCCGGAACAUACCCAACUACAUGAACAAACUGAAAGACCAAAAGAUCAUAGUCCUGAACGAAAACAACAGUCUGGAUCCGAAGAACUGCUCCUACGCGAACGUCGCUGUGCGAAAAACCAAAAUAGACGAUAUUGUCAGAAAUUUCGAUGAUACGAGAACGGAGAAACUGAAAAAAGUCAAUAAUGAUCAACAACAGAGUCGACCGGAUAAUCAUAUCUAUGGGAAAAUUAAUGUAGAUAGACGCGACGUCAAAAAUGACUCGGACGCGUUCAGAAAUAACUAUAGAAAUCAAGAUCCCUAUCAAAAAUUGAAGAAUAGUGAUAGUUCGUACAGAAAUCAAGAUUACAAAAAUCAGGAACCGCCACAUAGUCUGCAGAAUUCGUACCAGCAAGACUCAUGUCAGAGAUUGCAAGACUCGUAUCACAGCGUGCAAGACUCAUGUCAGAGGAUGCAAGACUCGUGUAACAGUAUGCAGGACUCGUAUCAUAGCGUACAGGAAUCGUGUCAAAGGUUGCAAGAGUCGUAUCAAAGCCAACAAGACUCGUGUCAGAGGAUGCAAGACUCAUAUCACAGUGUACAAGAACCGUGUCAAAGGUUGCAAGAAUCGUAUCAUAGUCAGCAAGACUCGUGUCAGAGUAUGCAAGAUUCAUGUCACAGUAUGCAAGACUCAUGUCACAACAUACAAGGCUCGUGUCAAAGUACACAAGACUCGUAUAAAAGUCUAGAAGUUUCUAGCGGUGAUAUGGAAUAUACUAGAAAUGAAUAUGCUCGAAUUGAUAUGAAAAAUAUUCUACCCUCAUCUACGUUUGAUAGAAACCCGCAAUAUUCGCCUGUUUAUACAAAUUAUGGGUAUGAUAGAAGUUUUGAAGCGGAGAAUAGACGGAAGCAGGCGUAUCAAGACAGGCUGAAGGAAGAGGAACAAAAAGAAGCUGAAUCGGCUCGAUUGGAGGAGAUUUUGAACAUGUGUGCCGAGUAUGAGAGACAGAUCUCGUCAGGUAUACCAAUCACACCAACAGAAAAGAGGUCCCAUAAUAAAAUCAUCACCAAUGGCUCCCUGCCGCGUAGUGUUGUGGUGAACAAUCCGAACUUCGUUCAAACUAGUGAUGGAUAUUAUAAGUUUGAUACUAGUCAAAAUAAAAAUAAUAUAAUGAGCCAAUCGUUACCGAUACAAAGAAAUCUCUCGAGCUACGAAAACUUUGAUACAUCGCAAAAUGCGCUUAUGAAUCCGUCCACACCUGAAAUAACCAUUUCAGACAAUAACUAUGAAAACGUCGGUCGAAUGGACGAAAUAGGAAUCCCAGUAUUCGACGAUGUACAAAGAAACGAUCUCUCUAGUCCAAUAAUGAUAAGAAAACUCCAAAACGGCCCUAAACUUAACUCGCCCAUAGGUAGUCCAUACGAAAAUGUCUAUUUUAAAAAUAAUCUAGGUUUCAAACCGAAAUCUCCAAAUACACAAAGUCCAAGAACAAGGAUAAAAACAACAUUUGCUCAUAAAAACAUUCCGUCGCCUCAGUAUUUCAUAUUCCCCACGCCUCCGCCUACAAGCACCAACCCGUUCGAAGCACAAAAUCAAAAUGAUAGAAAUCAAACCCAAGCCAAUGACGUUGAUGAUAAAACAUGCACUGGUAUUGAAAAACAAUUAAGUCUCGAAGAAGAAAUACCAAUGAUCGAUGAUUCGGAUGUUACCAACGACAUUGAAUUUAGAUACUCAAAAAUAAUUAAAGACGACCCGGAAUCCGAAGCUAAUUUAACUAAAAAUAAGAGCUUCGAUGACGUUAAAAACGAAUUGAUGGCUGAUAUCCCUGAAUUGGAGAAGUUCGAAGAAGAUCUAAAGAAUAAUAGGGAAAAUGUAAUUAAAAAUAUACGUGAUGAAUUUAAAAAGAUCGAUCUAGAAGCAGACUCCAUAGAUAGUGUACUAGAAGAUAAUGUAGAUGAAUUGAAAUCCAAGUAUGAGACUUUGAAAGAGGAACGAAAGAAACUCGUGGGGGAGAUACACGAAAUUAAAUGUAAGAUGACAGAAAUAAGAUCACAGGAAGACGAUAUUUUGCGAGAGUUGGAAAUGGAAAAAGCCCUAAUCAAAGGCGAAUACGACUCAGAAAUAGCGAUACUAAACAUAGAACAAAAGAAAAAAGCAGAGUUGGCGGACAAAGCGAAGCAGAUCGAAGAAGAGAUCAGGCAAAUGAAAGAGAGGCAAGAGACGAGACAGAAUGAGAUGCGAGAUAGAGUCGAAAUCGCUACUAUGAAGGUGGAAAGGAUCGAGAAAGAUAUGAAAGAUAACUCCGCGACCCUUGAGGAGUUGCAGAACGCCCAGGAUAUAUUGGACAAUGAGACGAAGAUAUACGAAGAUUUGGAAUUUCAAUAUUUGGAAGAGGAAUCUGAACUACUAUCAAAUAGGGAAGACGUACAGAACGAAAUAAUGCUUCUCAGCAAGAAAAUAGACGCUCAAAAAACAAGAAUACUCACGCUGAAAUCAGAAGCGAAUAACAAUCUAACAUCCGCGCUCGAAGAGACCAAAAUACUACAAGCAGAAUACGUCAGACUAUUAAACCAAGUCGAAGAAUUGACUGGCAAAGUACAGAAUAUAGAAAAGGAGAUGAAGCCUAUAGUAUCGAAACUGAAUUAUAUAGAAAGGACUCAAUCGCCCGAUAGUGCGUUCUACACGGAUCAAACGAGAGCGAAAUCGGGUGAAUUCGGGUAUUCACCCAGUUCAGAUAGCGACGACAAUGACGUGGCAAAGCUAUCUAAUUUCGAAGAUCACACAAAACAAUUGAAAGACAAAUUUAACUCUAUAGAUCAGAUGUCGCAAUCGAUGAUCGUGGACAUCGAACGGCGUGUAACAUCUGACGCCAUUGAUCCUAUAGACGUUGACGAUAAAUACAACGAGAGUCCUUCUAAGUCUUCCACUUCGUCGAAAGAGAAGAAAGGAUUUUGGGAGCGCAACUUCGAUUCUCUCAAACGGAAGAACAAAGAUAAGAAGAAAACGGAGAAGGUCGACUUGAUGUCGCAGAGCCUGAACGAGAAUAUGUUUUAUAAUGACAACAUUGAAGUCGACACUUCGUUGGAUAAGUUCAACAGUUUGCGGCAUUCGAAAAAGAAAGAUAAGAAAGAAAACGGCCCCGUGAAAAGCAGCUCAUCGUCGAAAAUACCGACAUUCGCAGCGCUAGGAAAGAUAAUUAAAAAAGAUUCGCUAAAACGUAAAGAGAGCGCCAAUAAGAAUAGCGAAGACAGUGAAAACAUUAAAAACCGUUACGUGAAAAAUUCAAAAUCGACACAGUCGGAUAACAAAUACGUUAAAGCGAAGUCACUGUCGCCAGAUAAAAAAGAGCAGUCCAUCAAAGAAGAAAACGAAGACGAGUGUAGAAACGUGACAUUUGACAGUAAAAUAAAACCGGAUAAAGAAUUGAAAGUGAUGCAUAGAAAGAGUUGUGGGGACGAACCGAAUGUGCGGAGUGAGUUCCAGAAAAUGAGUGACAACGGCAAGAUACCCUCACAGGAUGACAUAGAUCGCAUAUCGAAGGUGACAAUGGACGCGCCGAUACUGUCCAGCGAUACGGAUAUGAAUUCCUUGGGGAAGAGGACGUUGGACAGUUUGAUGGAGAUCGAGAGGAAAAGAAUGGAGAUGCUGGAGGAGCAAGGCUGUCAAGUAAUUGAAAACGAACGAGAGAAAAUCGAGGCGCUGAAGCGCAGGGCACAGGACGAGACCAAGAAGCUCUGGCACGAGCGCAACAGCACCAAAACGCCCGACAGUGACAGAUGUCACCCGCCGUCGCGCGAGCCGGACGGCCGCGGUGACAGGUGUCAGCUGUCAAGCGAGCCGGACGGCCGCGGUGACAGGUGUCAGCCGUCGAACGGCCAGUCGCGCGACUUUGACAGGAGUGACAGUUGCUAUAGCAACGUGCUAGAGGACACGCCGAACGAUGACGCGUUCAACGUGACGGGAUCGACGAUGUUCGAAGAGAGUUCCGGAUUUUUAUCAUCGUCCAUUGAAGAGCUGCAAGUGAGAAACUCGCGCACCGAAUCGACCGAAGACGAGAAGCACAGCGAUGACAGCAGACCGCUCAGCCACGCAUCCGACUUCAGCAGGGACAAUAUAUUGUCACUUAGCAACGCGCCGCGCCGCAGCAGCAGACGCGGCACGACGAGCGAGUGGCAGCGGCCGCUCACGCGCUACCUGCCCGUCGAUAGAGACGACUUCGACCUGCGCACGCACGUUGAGUCUGCUGGUCACCAAAUCGAAUUAUGCCCCUACGUGACGGUGAACUCGAGCUCCUGUCGCGGUUACUUGCAUAAGCUGGGGGCCAAGUUUCACACGUGGUCCAAAAGGUGGUUCGUUUUCGAUCGCGAAACGAAAACGCUCGUCUACUAUUGGGACAAAACUGAGAAGAAGCCGCGUGGAGGCGCUUACUUUCAGGUCAUAGAAGAAGUAUAUCUAGAUCACGGCAAUACAUCGAAAUCACCGAAUCCCCAAACGACGUUCAUAGUUAAGACUCGUCAAAGGCGAUAUUAUUUAAUGGCGCCAUCUGGUGAGGCAGCAAGAAUAUGGAUCGACGUUAUAUUCACUGGAGCCCAAGGUUAUACGGAAUAUCUCGAAUGAUUCUGAGGAUAGGGUGGCUUUUGGGGAUAGGAAGGAUGUUUCAGGAUACGACGGUCUUUUGGGGAUGAGGAUGGAAUUGUAUAUGAUUUGAGGAUAAUCGAUUCAUAAUGACUAAGAAUCUACGUUAUCUGGGGUGGUUUAAAUUUUUUCAUGUAAUCUUAGUUUGAAAUAUACUGAGUAUAUAUUUAUUCCUUUUUAAUUAAAUAUUGUUUUAUAAGCUUAAAACUAAAUAAAAUUCGUGAUAUCAUACAUGCUAUGUCGUCAUAUAAAUUAAUGCCGAUUUUUUAUAGUAUUUCAUAUAAACAUAUAUACACUAGUAUGGUUUAUAUAUUAAUCAUAUGAAAUGGUUAAAUAUUUUUAUUUGCAUGAUCCUACU